GGGAAACUACCUCAGAACAUUCGAUUUUCUUCACGUCGAGUUGUGAGAUAUAUUGUUGUCGUACAUCUUCGAUUCGGAUUUCUUUUCAAUUGAUUUCAUAUGGCAGCUAUGACUUCACAAAAGGAGGAGGUAGAAAAGGCUCCCAGGCUACCCAUGCCAUCGCGGAACCCUCUGCCAUUAUCCGCAGCACAGGAAGCCCAAGUCCAAGAAGUUUAUCAUACUAGAGUACGAAGUUAUUGUGCGGCAGAAAUUAAGGUAUUCGCGGAAUGUGCCCUUGGAAGAACCUUUACUGCCCCAUUCAAAUGCAGAGAACAAAACCGAGCGAUGAACAAUUGCAUGAUAUCGCAUGCUACACAAUCGGAGAAGGAUGCAGCUAGAGAAGAGUGGUUUUCACUGAGACUACAAAGACAGCGGGACCGUGAAGCAAGGGAGGCGAGGAGGAAGGAACAGGAGAAAUUUCACAGGGAAUGGUGGGGUUUACCAACCGAAGAUAGAGAGGGCGAGAAAGGCAAAGAAUUAAUGAGGAAUGCCGAGAGAGUCGGUGGAUUUCCAAAGAGGGAUGAAGGACAACUGAGCAAAGACCGGCAUAGGUGACAGCGAUUUCCACCUGUAAUAUGGGGUAGCACAGGCGUUGGGGUUCUUUGCAGCAUUUUCGACUAGCGUAUGCAACGCUUGACUGGGAAUUUCAUGUACGACUAUACUGAUAUGACAUCAAAUCGCAUUUCUGGAACGGACGAAGAAUUCAAACUGGA
Botrytis cinerea B05.10 is the source of this 752-nucleotide messenger RNA. RefSeq lists its product as hypothetical. Bases 100 to 594 code for a protein of 164 amino acids. Lineage: Eukaryota; Fungi; Ascomycota; Leotiomycetes; Helotiales; Sclerotiniaceae. Gene Ontology annotation, cellular component: mitochondrion. The transcript is spliced from 2 exons. The record is from RefSeq and is a predicted model, not a curated record.